AUAUGGACCAUAUCAUAGGGCCAUAUUCCUCUCUUAAAAUGAUUCUUACAACUUUGUGAUCUCUUCAAAAUCUAGAGGAGAAAGCCAUUCUUUUCAUUCCUCAGAUCUUCAUUCUUGAGCUCUCUUCUUCUUCUUCUUCUUCCACUCCGAUUCAUUCUCAAUCAUACGAUGCUCGAAGAAACAAUACCUACGAUCUCAAGUUGGUUUACACCAACUUUUCUUUUUCUUGCCUUAAACUUAGUCAUUGGAAUCAUUGCUGUAACUUCUAGUUUUGGAUCCAAACACAAACAACAACAUCAACCACUACAACCACAACAUGACAGCAGAGGAUUUCAGCCGCCACCACCACAACAACAAGAAAGUAGAGGCGGAGGAGGAGGAGGAUCUAAUUAUCAACACCCACAACUAGUUAGAGGACCAUCAACAGUGAUUGAAAGACUCAAAUCUAUAAAUCUUUACCAUUUUAAAACAGAAGAUUUAAACCCAUUUUCUUCCAUCCAUACUUUUCAACAACCUGAUCCGGAACCAGUUUCUUCUGGCUUUGUCUCAUCACAAAACCACUAUGAGCCACCGCCACCACCGCAGCAGCAACAACAACGGCAACCAUUGGCUAGAGCUCCGUCGAUUUUGGACCGGUUGAAAUCGAUCAAUCUUUAUCAUUAUAAAGCAGAUGAUUUUAAUCCAUUUCAUUCGAAUAAUCAUCAUUUAGAGCAUCAUGAAGAGGAAACUGCUCAAUUAGAGAAAUUAUCUAGUUCCAAAAACUCCAAGAAUCGUGAUUUUCUUGAUCAUAGAGCUCUUGAGAAUAAGAAGAGAAAAGUGAAAGUAGUCCAACAACAUGACACUCAACAGAAACAAUCACCAAGAUCACCGGCUCAAAAACAGCGACCAACGGCCGCCGCGGCUCCAUUAGCUAGAGCACCGCCGCCGCCUCCGCAGUUAGCCAGAGCUCCAUCGAUCUUAGAACGUCUUAAAUCCAUUAAUCUCUAUCAAGAUUUCAUCCCUAAUUUUCAAAAGCAACCUGUAGAUCAACUCCCUGAAGAUGAUCAUGAUUUUCUUGAUCAUAGAACUCUUGAGAAGAAAAAGUCCGUGACGAAGACUCCGAUUACAAAGAAUAAGAAGAAAUUGAUGAGUGCAAAAUCAGAUGUUCUUGGUCAUUUUGGAGAGUUCGAUGCUCGUCAAGAAGAAGAGGAGAGGAGAUUAAACUUGACUGCGAAAGAAAAGAAGAGUCAAUCAAUGAAUGAUCAUCAUAAGAAAGAAUUUUCAGAUGAUGAAGAGGAAAGAGCUGUUGAUGAAGAAGUUGAUGCUAAAGCUGAUGAUUUCAUUAAUAGAUUCAAGAAUCAAUUGAAGUUACAAAGACUUGAUUCAAUUAUGCAAUACAAAGAUUUGCUCACAAACAAAAAAUAGAAGUAUUAAUUAUAGAUAUUAUUGUUAAUUAAUUUCAAUUAUUAUCAUUGGGUUAAUUUUGAAUAAUUUUUAUUAUAGGGUAAUUAAUAAAAUUUGUUUAUCUGUUAUUAUUGUUAUUGAUUUUUACUGUAAUGAUCAAUAUAUGUAAUCAGUCUUU
Molecule: messenger RNA, 1561 nt
Organism: Papaver somniferum (opium poppy)
Lineage: Eukaryota; Viridiplantae; Streptophyta; Magnoliopsida; Ranunculales; Papaveraceae
Product: bromodomain-containing protein 4B-like
Exons: 1
Coding region: 169-1404 (411 amino acids)
Source: RefSeq, a predicted model, not a curated record